Molecule: messenger RNA, 4070 nt
Organism: Biomphalaria glabrata
Lineage: Eukaryota; Metazoa; Mollusca; Gastropoda; Planorbidae
Product: THO complex subunit 2-like
Biological process (GO): mRNA processing; mRNA export from nucleus
Cellular component (GO): THO complex part of transcription export complex
Molecular function (GO): mRNA binding
Source: RefSeq, a predicted model, not a curated record
GUCUGAUAUUCUGAAAUAAAUUUCCGUAUCUCCACCUUAAAUUUUACUAGUGGAGUUUUUGUAGCUGCCAGAGUGGAUCUAGGUGGAUGUGAUGCCUUUAAAGAUCAAGGCAUUAUUUAUAUAUACUUCAAAGUGGCAUGUAUGAACUUAAGGAAUGAUUUUGGAAACAUUUCCAUGGCUACCAUCUACACUUGCUGAUGUACUGGAAAUAGUGGAUGUUGAAACUGCUUGCUCUGAUGAAUUGACAAGAGAGAAAUUUAUUACACUAGUUGGGGCAUUACCAAACACUAUUAUAGCUGAUUGCCUUUUAAAAGAAAGAUUAGACCAAGACUCCUUAGAGUUGGUUGGUUUAGUCAGUUCUCAAGUUGGAUAUAAUCAGAAAUAUGUGAAGACCGAAACUCGACUUUAUUACAAGCAGCAGAAGUUUAAUUUGUUAAGAGAAGAAAGUGAAGGCUACUCAAAAUUAAUCACUAAAUUAAAUCCAGAUUUCAAUCUCAAGAUUUCCUGGGAACAAGUGCUGCAGAAUAUUCAAUCAUUGAUUGGUUGUUUUGAUCUUCAUCCUAACCGCAUGUUAGACGUUAUCCUUGAAGCUUUUGAAUGCCAUCCUGAAGAAUGCCUCUUCUAUGUUCCACUCCUGCGCGCAUACAUUAUAGACAAGUUGACUUUGUGCCAUAUUCUAGGAUUUAAAUUUCACUUCAGAGAGUCUGCUGACUGGAGCACUCCCAAAUCAUUGUUCACAUGUGCAGCACUUUUAUUAAAGAAUGAGCUGGUAGAUCUAAAUGACUUGUAUUCUUAUUUAUUACCAGCAGACUCUGAAAUAAUUCCAUUUCACAACAAAGAAGUCUCAGAUGCCAAAGCCUAUGCUAAAAAGCUGAGUACUGUGAUAUUGGCUGAUAAAAAAGAGGAUGAAAAGAAAGAAGAAGAACAACAGAUUAUUGAUUUGAGAGAAAACAAUCAAAAAAUUGGUCUGUGUGAAGCUUUGCUAGAAAUAGGAGCCUGGGAGAAUGCUAGGGCCAUCAUUGACAGGCUGCCUGAAAACUUUGUUUUGGUUCAUCCAUCCAUCUCCUAUGCCCUUUGCUCAUUAGUAAAUAGAGUGAUAGAACCUCUAUAUGAAAAGAACAUAGGGUUAGCAUCUGUGUUAGCCAAGUGGAGAGUUAAGAAAGUAGAAUCCUGUGAUUGUCCUCUAGCCUACACCUAUCACCAGCUCUAUCACUUAGCCAUGCCAAUGUUGUAUUCUGGUCCAUAUGCUUCUCGGGAUCCUAUUUUGAUGGUGAAAAUAAUGAGAUAGGCUAAAGCCUUCAUGUCAAAGCAUCACUCCGGUGGCAUUGGUCCAGAGGAUGAAAUUGCUUACUAUGGGUUUUUAAAUGCUCUUGAAGAAGUCCUGCUACCAUCUCUUUCCCUUCCUUCAAUGGCUGAAGAAUUGUGGACUCUACUAAAGCUCUAUCCAUAUGAGAUAAGAUAUCAUCUCUAUGGGACAUGGAAAAAUUAGAGUUUUUUCUUGUAUCCAAUACUUAUGAGUACAAGAGCAGAUUGUCUGGAUAGAGCCAAAUACAUCAUGAAGCGUCUUUCUAAAGAGACGGUGAAACCCUCUGGUCGACAGUUAGGCAAGUUGAGUCAUAGUAAUCCUAGCAUUGUAUUUGAAUAUAUUUUGAACCAGAUCCAGCGGUAUGAUAACUUGAUUGGUCCAGUAGUUGACUCCCUCAAGUACCUGACAACUAUUUCUUAUGACAUGUUAACAGUUUGUAUCAUUGAAGCCAUUGCUAAUCCAGAAAGGAUGAAAACAUAUAACAUGAAUAUCUCACUCUGGCUCCAAAGUCUUGCCAACUUUGCUGGAGCUAUUUGUCAUAAAUACCAAGUAGAGUUGACAGGUAUCUUGCAGUAUGUGGCCAAUCAACUUAAAGCAGGCAAAAGCAUUGAUCUACUGCUCUUGAGAGAGGUGGUGCAAAAAAUGGCUGGGGUGGAAAUCUCUGAAAAAGUCACAGAUGAUCAGUUGAAAGCAAUGGCUGGUGGAGAGCUGGUCAGACAAGAGGGCAGCAACUUUUCUCAAAUUCGGAACACAAAAAAAUCUUCUACUCGCUUAAAAGACACAUUGUUAGAGCACGACCGCCUAUCUUUGUGCUUGUUGAUGUCUCAGCAAAGAGACAGCACUGUAUUUGCUGAAGAUGUCAACAAACAUUUAAAACUAGUUGGAAAACUCUAUGAUCAGCCAAAAAGUUUCCUCUUCAUGCAACUCAGUACAGAAGAGUUUGUGAAGAGAUUACCUCCCAUUGAUGUCUUGUUAUCAACCUACCAUAUCCCUCAUUCAGCUGCCUUCUUUCUCUCCAAACUUCUCUAUGCACAUGCUAUCAAUGUCAAAUAUGAUGAACUGAAAAAGUUGAAGGACAAAAAGAAUCAUAAGACCAUUUGCUACAUUAAUGCUUACAAAGAGGUUAUGGGACCAGUGGUUGAAGCCAUCAAGCCAGUGUUUUCAUCUAAAAUUUGGGAUGACCUGACGCCACAGUUCUACAUCACUUUCUGGUCACUGUCCAUGUAUGACUUGUAUGUUCCUAAAGGUGCUUAUGAGAAACAUCUUCUGCAGGAAAAUCAAAUCAGUACAGUGGAAGCUAACAAAGACAUGCCUGUCAGCAAGAAACGUAAAGAGCAAGAAAGAUGCAAGAUCUUAACUGACAGAUUGAAAGAUGAAGCUAGGAGGCAGGUGGAGCAUGUCCAGAGAGUGAUGGAGAGACUAGAAGAGGAGAAACAUUCUUGGUUUCCCACAGGGACUCUCAAGUCUGAGAUGACCACCAAUCUACUUCAGUAUUGCUUGUUUCCACACUGUUGUUUCACUGCCAGUGAUGCCAUAUACUGUGGUCAUUUUAUACAAGUUCUUCAUAAUUUAAAAACACCCAAUUUUUCCACUCUUAUUACUUAUGAUAGGGUCUUCAAUGACAUUACUUACACAGUGACUAGCUGUACUGAUAAUGAGGCUUGAUGUUAUGGCAGAUUUCUGUGCAGUGCUUUAGAGACUGUCAUGAGGUGGCACAGCAGUCCAGCUAUCUAUGAAAAGGAGUGCUUCAACUUUCCAGGUUUUCUAACAGUCUUCCGUAAAGGAACUGAUAUGAAUAACAAAAUGAACAGACUUGAUUAUGUUAAUUACAGACAUGUUUGUCAUAAAUGGCAUUUUAGGCUAACUAAGUCUGUGAUCACAUGUUUGGAGUCCAAGAACUACAGUCAGAUGAGAAAUUCUUUGAUUGUUUUGACCAAAAUUUUGCCUAACUUUCCAAGUAUGACUCAGAUUGGAAUGGCCAUAGAAAGACGAGUGGAUAAACUUAGUAAAGAGGAGAAGGAUAAAAGACCAGAUAUUUAUGCAUUAGUUAUAUUGUAUGCUGGACAGUUAAUGAGCAAGAAACCAACUUGGGUACAAGAAACGGAAUUCCAUAUAAAAGAACCAAAGAAAACCAACAAUACAGCAGCACAGAAUCAGACACAACAGCAGUGGCAGUCAGACAGCUCAUCAGGAAUCAGUACUAAGAGAGAUGUUGAUGGACGCUCCAAAGAUGUCAAACCUGAACUCAGUUCAAGAGAAGAGAAGAGAGCUACAGAAAGUGAAAGAGAGAAGAGAGCAGCAGAGAAAAAAGAGAAUCUACACUGGUAAACUGACAUCAAGUGACUUUUAUUUCACAGACUACUGCUUCUACCUGCUCUAGAGUAAAGAAAGAAGCUCGAGAUAGUCCUGACCAAUACCACAGGCAGGCAGGCACAGAUCAGACUGAGGACUCAGGCCCAAAACGCCCAAGGAGGAGAAAUUGAAGAAAAGUGACCGCUAAGACAGGGAAGCAACCAAGCUGGCCAAAGAGAAAGCCAAAGAAGAGAAGCGUGAGAGGAAAGAACGUGAAGCCUUCGCCAAGGAGGAAGAGAGACAUUCAUCCAGGGUGAAAGACUAUGAAGGGAGCAGUGCAAGCCACAACUUGAGCGCAUCCUCCCACAGACAUAGUGCUGAGCCAUCACCCAAACAUUUGGAGGAAAGAGGAACAGUUUAAUGAAACAGAUGGAUCUCCAAAACUGAAGAUGAAAGAAAAGAGAGACAAAUC